AUGGAACGUAGAAGCUGGCAUUGCAAGAAGAAGGCCGCCGGUCGCGCCGUCGUCUUUGGAAACUUCUUUCUCGGGUACCGCUCGUUUUUUAAAUACGUAGGACACUGAACAUCUUCUUUUUUCACUAAAAAUCACAUUUUUGCUUGACGAGAAACACAAAAGUUUGCUUGGCUUUUCGAAAAAUGAGAAUGCGCUUUUUAAGAUUUUGGAGUCUAUAGAAGCCUUGAAGUUGAGAAUUUCGGUACUGAGUGAAAAUUUGGACGAAAUAACUUACCAGAUCAGAAGUUCAACCGGAAAAAAAGUCUGAGAAUCCCCCCUCCCUGGAUUUGUCACAUUAAAAUUCCUUCGAAUAUGAAAUUCAGAAACAAACGUAGUUAAAACAUGAAAUCGUCGCGGGCAGACAAGGCGUUCGCGGAGAUCGACGACAGCGUCAUGAAACGCGUCGAAGUCGUCCGUCGGAUCUUCGACGACCUCCGUGUCCAGAAUGCCGGCAACGUCGGUUCGUCCCGAGAUUCAGAAGCCUCAGAAUCAAGUUCAUCUUCAGUGACGCAUUCGACGAGGAGCGACGCGACAUCGCUGCAGAGUCCGGACUCGUCGGAGCAGAAAAAGUGUCUUCGUCAGACUGAUUCGUCGUGUAGUACUUUUGAAGGGUCCGUUUUUCAAGAAAGCUCUCAGCUCACAGCGUGACUUUCUGACGAGAAUGGAUUGAAAAAAUGCGUUUUUCACGUUUUUUUUUUUCAGAAUCAUUGUUUGAAAAUCGCCUUCUGGAAUAUGAGCUCACGGCGUUUUUUUGGCGACGGCCCGCCCAUAAUUUUUCCGUAAAGUGUAGUGUGUUGUGUGCAUACACUGCGGCGCUCUGGCACACGCCGCGUUCAACGUAAUUUUCGCGAAUUAAAAUUUUGGCUAUUUUGAAUUUCACGGAAUUACUUUCAACACGGCAUGUUUUUUAAAACAAGAAAAACAGAAAUCACGUUCUUUAAUAUGAGAAAUAGAUUCGUCUUGGGACCCAUUGAUGAGUCUUUAAAAUUUCCUGUUAUUUACGCGUUUUUCCCAUGACGUCACAUGGGAACGGCGGAGAUUUUGACCACGCCUCCUUAAUUUUUGUUUUUGCAUUUUUUUUUCCACUAACAAAACCGCCGUGAGUUCUAUCCUCUCUACAAGCCCAAAAGGGCCCUAUUUAGAAAUAUGCCCUCAUCUUUUUUCAUAACUUUAUUAAAUUAGCUUAAUUUUCAAAUUCCAACCUCUACAUAUUUUUUCUGAACCAUCUGCAGAAUUAUUCAAGCACAGAUUCAAAAUCAGCGUGAAAAACUGUAUAGCCCAUUCGCCGGGACUUGAAACUGUCUGUCUGUCUCUGCGUCUCCCUGUUCCCUCACCGACGAGGCUAGAGAAAUAUGAAAAUAGCACGUAAACGUGAGAGCGUCGCCGAGAGAUGAGGAGGGCGCAGAGAAGGCUCUGAAGUUUCAAAUUGUGGCGAACGGACUAUAGAACUAAAGAAAAAAUGUCUUGGUUAGACUUUUCCUCCAACUUCUCCUCAUUCAGGAGCUUCCCUACGGCCUCGAUAUACCCAAAACCUGGAAUGGAGUCCCUUUCUUACACGGUAAUUUUUGUUUCAUUUUUCCCGAUUACUAUUAAAAAUAUUCAGGAUACAGAGACGACUGCGUCUUCUAACGUAAAUAUUCCAUGCCAGGGCACGAAGCGUUGCAAGAUGCUCAAUAAGGUAAAACUCGAAUAAAUUCCCAGAAAUAGUGAGAAUUUGAGACCUUUUACUCGGAAGAUGGAAGAUUGAAGCUGUGCAUCGCUGAGGUUGAAGAUAAGCGCCUCGAAGUCGCUCUAAAGAGAGCGACGAGUCUGGCGACGUCGGAGUCCUCUGGAACGACUUCAGCGAAAAGUUCGCAGACGAAAGUCGGCAAAGAAAAGAGUUGUGAAAGGGUCAAGUCUAUCCUUAGUGCCAGCGAAUCCAGCACCAGCAACUCGAUGUUAGCAAUUUUUAACCUAUUAUCCAACUCAUAAAGUCCGAGAAAAAAAAGAAAAUAGCACAUAAACCCAAGAGAGCGUAGAGCCGCAAAAAACAAAAAAAAAACAGGAAUGAGUGCUCCAUGGCUAAUAUGGAACCUAACACAAACAUGACGUUUCUGCGCAACUUUAGGGAUUUCUUAAGGGUGCUGACGCCACUGAAGAGAUCACUAGAAGUGCUCCGAGUAACUUCUCUUGAUUUAUUCCAUUUUUCAAAAAACAUAACCAACAAGCCUAGAAAAAACCUGCCGAGAUACGUUUCACAAUAAGAAUAAAAUCAUUUCUUUUUCCAUUAUUCUUGAUCUCCCAUUCUCUUCUUACGCAAAAAAAUACAUUUCUAAGAAAAAUAAUCUUCUAUUAUUUGAUCUCUCCAAACUUUCUAGGUUUUCAGUCGGGCGCAAUGAAAAUCAUACUUCCCUCUAUCUUUUCUACAUCCCGCAAGUUGCAAAAAUUCAAAAAAACAAAAAUAUUUUAGCUGUAAAAGAGCUGAUAAAAUCAAAAAAUAAGCUUAAAAAUUAAUUUUUCAUUAUCCAUUUCCAUUAAACGAUAGUCUUAACAAAUUGUUUUUCUAUUUAUCGAAUUCCCAAAGUGAUAGAAACAGUAAAGAGAGGUUCCAAAAAUGAAUAUAGUCAAAAAAAAAACCUGUCAAAAAUUGAAGGUCAAGAAGAAUUGCUGAAGCAUUUCCGUCUGUUCCCGAGGCUUUGCUGACCCCUCAAGCUCACUCGCCAGUCUCAAGCGCGGUAAGAAUUCUGACUUCAGGAAUCGAACCAGUAUUAUUCAAGAAAACCAAAAUUAAAAUUUCAAGAGUUUUUUUUUCUAGUUUCUAAACAAACCAAUUGGGAAAAUUCUUUCAUCUUCGCUUCUGUAAGCUGUUUCCGAUUUCAGAAAAGUUACUUUUUUCCAUAUUAACCUUUUUUAACUUUGAUUCAUACACAAUGUGAAAAAGAAUGACCAAAUAAAAAAUCCGUUUCCAAAAUGUUCAAAACUUCUCACAUGAGUUAUAAUCCUACGCCACUGGUCAAUUGGUGGUCAAUACAAGUACAGUACCGCUCAAAAGUAUAUUAAGUUUUGGUUUUUUUGAGAAUAUCUCAGCGAGUACUUAUCCGAUUUAUAUAUAACUUUCAGGGAUAAUGUAAAAAAUACUUUGAAACAUAUACGGCAUACAAAGACAUGUCCGCAAUCACUGUGACGCGUUUUAAGAAUUUUUUUAUUGAAUUCAAUUUUUUUACGCUUUUAUUUUUUUAUUUAUUUUUUUAUUAAAUUUUUUUAAGAGUAAUAAUGUUGCCAUAUGAUUUUUUUCAUGUUUUUCAGACAUGGGAAGAAUCUCUGGAAAAAAAGGAUUUGACUGAUAACGAAAAAAAGAGCCAUCGUUGUGGGUCGUCAAAAUGGACUGACCAUGAUGACGUUGGCAGGAAUGUUCGGCGUGACAGAGGCGUGCAUUUCUCAGUUCCUAAAGCGUUGGAAAGCUCAAGAUGGCUCUACUAAGAGCCAACACACUGGCAGACCACGUGUCACUGAUCGUAAUGACGAUAGAAACAUUUUGAAGACGUCUAGAACCGAUCCAAGACUCACCGCCCCUGCGAUCAGACGGGAAGUUUGCUUGAAUUCGCCAUCUCCGCCAUCCGUCUCGAUCGUGAAACGACGUCUGAAUGCUGCUGGAAUCAUGGGAAGACGUUCAGUGAAGAAACCGCUGAUUUCUGA
Molecule: messenger RNA, 3714 nt
Organism: Caenorhabditis auriculariae
Lineage: Eukaryota; Metazoa; Nematoda; Chromadorea; Rhabditida; Rhabditidae
Source: the annotation of a GenBank genome assembly